AUGGCAAUGGCCACAGCAAGGCCAGCACUCCGUACCGCUUCUCGUCUCCUCCGGCCCUUUCCCCGCCGCUCUCACUCAACUACCACUUCGUCCGUCUCCGCCUCCGAAGUCUCCCAUUUCUCCUCUCUCGCCAGCUCUUGGUGGGAUCCCAUGGGCCCCUCACGAGUCCUCCACCUCAUGAACCCUCUUCGGCACGACUUCAUCGCCUCCUGUCUCUUUGAUUCUUCCCCAGACUUCCCCGCGAAACAACCGGGCACAACCCCGAAUACCCUUCAUUACCUCGACAUCGGCUGCGGCGGUGGCAUCUUCGCUGAAUCCCUCGCGCGCACCAUCCCACACCCACAAUCAACCGAGUCCGAAACACCAACUGUCACUCGCGCUGCCUCAAUAACAGCCAUUGACCCCACGACGACCCUCAUCCAGAUUGCGCGCGACCACGCCCGCAAAGAUCCAAAGGUGUCAGCGCACCUGAGCGAUGGCCGGUUUCGGUAUGUGAACUGUACGCUGGAAGACGUGAUCGCCUCGCGGAAUGCAGAUAAAUCUUCGGAUCCUUCAGCAGCCACUGGCACGCUCGGAGAGGGUGUGGGAAAGAAAGACGGCUACGACAUGAUAACUCUCUUCGAAGUCAUUGAGCACAUCGACACAAACGCCUCGAUAUCCCCGCUCUCCUUCUUAACGGACUGCCUACGCCUCCUUAAACCUGGCGGAUGGCUCGUUGGGUCGACAAUCGCACGGACUUUGCCUUCAUUCCUGAUCAACCAGGUUAUUGCCGAAGCGCCGUGGCCGAUUGGUGUUGUCCCGCGGGGAACACAUGAGUGGAGAAAGUUCGUUAACCCCGAAGAGCUGGAGAGCUGGGCGAGCGAGGGUUUAAUGCGGAGUGCGGACUUAGAGCGAGGCUCAGUCAUGAGGAGUGGAAGUGAGGCACUCGACGGGAUGAGGUGGAAGUGUGCUGGUGUGGUGUAUUUCCCUGGAUUCGGAUGGAAGUUUGUGCCUGGGUCUGAGAGUUGGGGAAAUUAUUUCUGGGCUGUGAGGAAGGGGUUGUAG
Aspergillus puulaauensis is the source of this 1044-nucleotide messenger RNA. It is a transcript of the gene COQ3, whose product is annotated as 3-demethylubiquinone-9 3-methyltransferase. NCBI's taxonomy places the organism in Eukaryota, Fungi, Ascomycota, Eurotiomycetes, Eurotiales, Aspergillaceae. Gene Ontology annotation, biological process: ubiquinone biosynthetic process. Gene Ontology annotation, molecular function: 2-methoxy-6-polyprenyl-1,4-benzoquinol methyltransferase activity. Bases 1 to 1044 code for a protein of 347 amino acids. The record is from RefSeq and is a predicted model, not a curated record. The transcript has a single exon.